Molecule: messenger RNA, 303 nt
Organism: Loa loa (African eye worm)
Lineage: Eukaryota; Metazoa; Nematoda; Chromadorea; Rhabditida; Onchocercidae
Exons: 4
Coding region: 1-303 (100 amino acids)
Biological process (GO): transcription elongation by RNA polymerase II
Cellular component (GO): elongin complex; VCB complex
Source: RefSeq, a predicted model, not a curated record
AUGGAUAGUAGUAAAAUGGAACUCUUUUUCGAAAUAUUGCGUCGUAAAACGCAUAUUUUUUGCGAUGUGAAGGAAAAUGCAACAGUUUUGGAAAUUAAGAAAAUAAUUGAAGGUAUCCUAAAGGAUCGUCAAACUCUUACCGAAUGCGGUUAUACUCCUCAGAAUUCUCGUGCCCAAGCACCGGCGCCGCUAGCACUUGUUGUUGCUAACGAGGAAGAGGACGUUAUCAUUGAGCCGCUAUCAAUUCCACCACCUGUACCAGAUGCAAUGAGGCCUGAACAAGCCGCUACGAAUGAACAAUGA